GCCGAGCCACUACUGGCCGCCGAGUAGUGAUAGAGCGAGAUUGAAGUGAAAGACCAGAGUCGAUCCGCAAAUCUUGCCCGCACCGACGAUGUGGGUGGUGCCUGAGUGACCGUGGGAGCCAGCCUGUCUUAGGUCGGACCGUUGUGAGGACCGGAAAGAGUGUGCCCAAAGUGUCGGCUUCGGCUGGGAAGUCCGGUUCAGCCCGCCGUCUAGACAGCGGACUCAGGGGGACGGGCUCCCGCCACAGCGCCGCUGCUGAUCGCCGCCGCCUUAGCCUUGAUCGGCCUCGUUCUCGGUGUUAUCACUCUGACGUCCUCGAGUGAUUAUUGGCCACGGAAGAACCCUUGACGUGGACGGCCAGAGCCAGGCCUAGCCCCUGGUGUACGCUGCUGACGUCGCCACCACCCGCCUACGAGAUUGAGGUCGUUCCGGAAUAUGUGAGCCAGGUUUAACCGCUUUCCUGUGUAGGGUUUCCGGGAAAAAUCCAUCGAUCUCGUUCGAAGCACCUAGCCAGCCAUUCCCCGCCCCUCCGUCUGAUUAUCGCCUGCAUCAUGAGUGACACGAGACGCCGCGUCAAGCUGUACGCCUUGAAUGCUGAGCGUCAAUGGGACGACAAGGGCACCGGGCACGUCAGCUCAACUUACGUUGAAAGGCUCAAAGGCGUUUCAUUAUUAGUGCGAGCCGAGUCCGAUGGAUCCCUUCUUCUGGAAUCUCGAAUUCAAAGUGACACAUCGUACCAAAAGCAACAAGAGACCCUGAUCGUGUGGUCAGAAGGUGACAAUUUCGAUCUGGCGCUCUCGUUUCAAGAAAAGGCCGGAUGCGAUGAAAUUUGGGAAAAAAUCUGUCAAGUUCAAGGCAAAGAUCCGAGCAUGGAUUUCACUCAAGACAUUGUGGAGGAGAGCGAAGAUGAACGUUUUGACGAAAUGAUGUCGGGUAGCGAUGCAGUACAGCCUAUUGAGCUUCCUCCAUGUGAAAUUGGACGAUUGGAGGAGAUCUCUGAAUUAGUCAGUAGCUGUCUCCAGUCCCCCAUGCGACGGGAGAAAUUGGCUGUGGCUAUUGAAAAUGAGGGCUACAUCAAGAAACUGCUCAAUGUGUUUCGAAUGUGCGAGGACCUCGACAACAUGGAUGGGCUCCAUCAUCUGUACGAAAUAUUCAAAAACAUUUUUCUGUUGAAUAAGAACGCCCUGUUUGAGCUCAUGUUUGCUGAAGACACCAUAUUCGAUGUGAUUGGAUGCCUUGAAUUCGAUCCCAAUUUAUCGGCACCGAAGCGUCAUAGACAGUACCUGAAAUCGAUAGCCAAGUUCCACCAGGUGAUUAAUAUCAACAAUCCAGAUCUGCUAUCCAAGAUUCAUCAAACGUAUCGAGUACAAUACAUCCAAGAUGUGGUGUUACCGACACCGUCCGUGUUUGAGGAGAAUAUGCUUUCCACGUUGUCGUCGUUCAUUUUCUUCAACAAGGUCGAAAUCGUGUCUCUUAUUCAGGAAGAUGAGAAAUUUCUCACCGAUCUUUUCAACCAGCUGACCGAUGGCAAGACCGAAGAAAACGCACGCAAGGAGUCCGUCCUCUUUUUGAAGGAAUUCUGCACCUUCUCACAAACACUCCAACCUCAAUCCCGAGAGGCGUUCUUCAAGACUCUUAGCAGCCUAGGUAUCCUGCCAGCACUCGAAAUUACCUUAGCUUCGGAGAACCGUGACACAAAGGCGGCCUCGAUCGAUAUCCUGCUUUUCAUCGUGGAAUUUUCCCCUUCCAUGGUUCGCGAGUACAUGUUACAGCAAUUAGCCAACUCGUCCGAGAAUGACACUUUGUUCAUGAAUGUCAUAAUCGAACAAAUGACAUGCGACACGGACCCAGAAAUGGGAGGCGCCGUUCAACUCAUGGUCAUCAUCCGAACUCUUCUCGAACCAGAAAAUAUGCUUGCCUCUGUUAACAAAUCCGAAAAGACGGAUUUUCUCAACUAUUUCUACAAACAUUGCAUGCACGUAUUCAUUGCCCCGCUGAUGAGCCAUACAUCAAGUGAAAGCAUCGAAAAGAUUAACACGUGUACUGUCCAACUUUUGAGUGUGAUUCUCGAACUUCUCUCGUUCUUUGUCGAGCAUCACACCUAUCACAUCAAGAAUUACAUCCUGCAUAAAGAUCUCUUGAGGAGAAUCCUGUUGUUGGGAAACUCACAACACACUUUCCUAGUAUUGUGUGCUAUUCGUUUCAUGAGAAAAAUCAUCGCUUUGAAGGAUGAAUUCUACAAUCGGUAUAUAAUCAAGGGCAACCUUUUUGCCCCCAUCAUCAAAGCAUUUAUCUCAAAUAACGGACGAUAUAACUUGCUGGAUUCAGCCGUGCUCGAAAUGUUCGAAUUCAUCAAAUCCGAGGAUAUCAAAUCCCUCUGUUCGCACGUGGUAGAGAGCUUUGGGCCCACCCUUGACAAAAUAUCGUACGUUCAAACUUUCAAGGCUCUGAAACUCAGAUACGACCAAAAUCAAGACCGAUUGCGAGACCGUUCUCAAUCCCAAUUGGAAAGUGUGGGUGCCAUCCUUCGACCUGGACGCUUCCGUCGGGAUCCUCGAGAUCUUGAUGAAGACGAGGAAAUGUGGUUCAACGAUGACGAGUACGAUGAUCAACCUGGGUCCAACAAUGGAUCCGGCUCUUCUGGUUCUUUGUCUGCUAAUUCGAUCUCCACGACCAUGAGCAGCAACUUGACUGGAUCUCAAAUUCCCGUGGGAACCACCGCAGCUACUCUUAACCAACAACAAUCAUCUCCUCCCGAAUCCAAUGGAGACAGCUCGGAAAGGCGUGGGAUUGACGCCCCUGAGGUAUUGGACGAAGAGACAUGCUCUGCCUCCGAUCAUAAGCCUCCGCCCGCUCUCAAUGUCGACGAUGUGGAUGAUGAGAUCGUGCCAGAAGGAGAUAAAGCAUUGCCCAAUGGUAUUAACGCAAAUUCAAGUAGAGACCAAGACUCUACCUCAUCCAGCUCAGCCGCCAAAAAGGGCCUGGUUGACUACGAAGAGGACAGUGAUGAAGAGGACGAAGAAGCGGCCUCCACGCUACCCACUACAGACCGUGUCUCGGAAUCCCCUGAACCCUCAAAAUCCGCCGAUCCUCCCGCUGCCUCCACGUCACCGUCGCCAACAUCCUCAUCCUCUUCCUCGAGUCUACCGAAUGGAGAAAAAAGUGACCAAUCCUCCACUGACAACUCCUCUCCAAAAGAGUUGGGCCCUUCGGAGAGCCUCUCGGAGAGCCCAUCUGUUGUAGCCCUUCCCGAUACGGAAACCACCACCGCCCAUGCGAUCUCGAUUGCAUCCCUGGUGAAUGAGGAAUCAACAACAAACCCGUCCUCACCUCCGCCAGCAUCGUCACCAUCAUUAGCUGCCGCAGAAGAAACUUCUAGAACUACCGCAGAAAGAAUUUUUAUAGCUACCGUAGAAGUAAACUCAAGUAAUAUUACGGCAAUUGAGGGGGUGGAAACAAACUCAACGACGACAAUAGAAGCAACAUCAACCGCAACAACAACAACAACAACUGCUACUACUGUUCCUGCUACUAACACUACUCUUCUUUCACUCGAAAAAUCCAAGUCAAGCUCGGGAACAGGCGAAAAACGGAAGCCUGAAGAAGACGGCACCCAAGCUCAAACUAGUUCAUCGCAAAACCAAUCUCAAGCUAAAGCGAUUGGUUCGAAUGAACCCGAAACCCCAUUACCGGCCAAUGACGGGGCCUCGGAAACGCAAUCAGAAGCCCUCCCGGACGCUGAUGCCAGUGAUCUCGAACCAGCUUCUAAAAAGCCUAGAAUGGAUGUUUGAUCGGAUCCUUCCCCUCCUCCAACCUACCCUUCUACUACAACUACAACAACUACUAUUACUACAACUACUACUAUUCCUUCUUCUACUUUCCUGAAUCUGUCUCCGCCCGUUUUGAGCUGAAGUCAAAGCUCACGAGAAUCUGUGCUGCCCCAAUUGCGAAGGCCAGGUUUUCGGCCAGGUUCUCGUAGUGUCCUUUUUCGUAUAAACGUCAUCCCGGUCUGGUGAGAGAAAAAUCAUGAAGACGCGUCUGACCAACUGCCCCAAUAUAGAGCAUCGUCUUACAAAGCUGUCCUUUUUACGUUGCUUUUUCCUAAUUUUAAGCGUCUCCCACUCACACAGCAAAUAAGUACAAAGAACGGUUAUCCUUGUCUGUUUGUUUGUAAUCUCUUUCUGUGUCACGGAAUUUUUGCCCAAGGCGAAAAUGAUUUCCACUCUCAAGAAGUCAAGUGGAUCGGAUAGCAGCGGCAAAGAAUCCUUGUUUUUUUGGUUUUUGGAAUAAGCACCAAUAUUCCGCCCAUGCUGCGUUUACAGCGGAUCAUUUUCACCUCAAGCUAACGCUGCGAUUUCUUGAAGUUGUCUCGAGGAGGCGGAGCACGCUUGUAAUUCAUGUUUCGGGGACGACUGAUGUACUAUUGGCGCCACGAAAAGUGUGAUCAUCAAAAUGGGUAUCCUGUUGUGGAGAUGAAGUGACUCGGGGGCAUUUAAAGAACGAUUUCCUCGCUCUAUUCGCGAAUGAGUGAGGUGUUUUCGCUUUUACCAACGACCCUCAACUACCAUUGCCAUUUCUCGACAUCCGGCAAGCUAUCGUCAUAAUUAAACAGUCGAGCUCAAGGACUCGGGAAAACAGCUCGGGACAACUGAAGCGCUGCAUUGAACGUCAAGCACAACCUCCAUUUAUUCUCCUCGGAACAUCUAGGGGGAGGUUAGACCCUCAGAGACUUGGUAACGGUGAUGUCAGUUGUGGAAACGCCUCCGGAUGAAUUGAACAUGGUGGGGCCCCCGACCUUCUCCUCGUCGGGAAACAAACCUCGGCGAGAACGAGCAUGAACAAACAAAGAAAAAGGUGUCAAAGGCUGAAGAGAUAACUGUGCGUUGGUGUUUCAACCCGCAAUUAUUACAGUAAUAAUAAGAUCAUCAUCAUCAUUAUUAUUGUUAUCAUCCAACAUCAACAUGAUUAAUAUUAUUAUUAUUUCUAUCCUGGAUGAUAACACGUUUUUGUCCAACAACUGAGGGAGGGGAAAAAGUAAAUUGUCCACCUACCUCCCGUUAUUUUCCCCGGUAGAUUUUUUUGGUAAACAAGUAGUAGAAAAAUCAUUUCAUGAAAACAACCUAUUAAUGAUCCAUGCUAAUAGAAUAAUAAAUGGCUAAACCAUAAA
Tigriopus californicus is the source of this 5167-nucleotide messenger RNA. It is a transcript of the gene flfl, whose product is annotated as serine/threonine-protein phosphatase 4 regulatory subunit 3-A-like. NCBI's taxonomy places the organism in Eukaryota, Metazoa, Arthropoda, Copepoda, Harpacticoida, Harpacticidae. Gene Ontology annotation, biological process: DNA damage response; protein dephosphorylation. The transcript has 11 exons. The record is from RefSeq and is a predicted model, not a curated record. Gene Ontology annotation, molecular function: protein phosphatase activator activity. Gene Ontology annotation, cellular component: protein phosphatase 4 complex; nucleoplasm. The coding region runs from base 552 to 3791 and encodes 1079 amino acids.